AUGGAGGAAGAGAAUAUCAUCAUGAUCAGGGGCUUCCCCGUUUCCUUUCCAAAGGGCCGCAAACCGUUCGCGCCGCAGCUGGCCCUCAUGUCCAAGCUAUUGGUGGGCGUGCAGAAAGGCGAGAACUGCCUGCUAGAGAGCCCGACAGGGACGGGGAAGACCCUGGCGUUGCUCUGCGCAGCUCUCGCGUGGCAGAGGCAGCAGAGGGAGCAAGGGGUCGCGGCGGAGACGAGCGAUUGCGAGAGCGAAGAGGAACCGAUGAUCGACUUGGGCCCGCACGAGCCCCUCCGGUCUUUCAACGACUUCCGGUACGUGGAGCCCAAGGUGCAGCAGCAAGCUCCCAUCGAGCUAGCCUACGAGGAUGCUGUCGAGCCAGGCAAGCAGGAGGAGCCGGCGGGAGACCGGACCAGCUUCUACGAUGACUAUGACGACGACGAUGACGACGUGUUCGAAAGCCCCAAGAAGAAGCGCCAAAAGAACAAAGACGUCGAAGAAGAGAUCGAUUCCCCCGAAAACAGUGAUGCUCCGCACCGCGAUUCCCACCAGGAUUCUCCGGACAGCCCCGUUCCCGACGAGCCCAAUCUCGGCAAACCUCCGUCGGAGGCGGUAACGCCCGACGACGUGAAGCCCAAAAAGCGGGGCAAAGCGGUCAAGCAGGAGGCGAGGAGGAAACGGGCGCCCCGGGUGUACUUCUGCUCGCGAACGCACUCGCAGCUGAAUCAGGUGGUGGCGGAGCUGCGGACUUGCCGGACCGCCUUUCAGGACACCUCCGCGGUGGGCAUCGGCGACGACGGGAAACCGUUUAGCAUGGCCUUGCUCGCCUCUCGCAAGAGCACGUGUAUCAACCGCGAAGCCUGCAGCGACCCCAAGGGCAUCGACGAUGCUUGCAAGCGGCUGCUGAAGGAGAAGGCUUGCACCUACUACAGGCGAGCAAAGUGGGCGCAGACCAAGCUUCCUCCUGUGUGGGACGUAGAGGAAGCUGUUCGCAUGGGACAGGAAAAUCAGGCAUGCCCCUACUACACGGCCCGAGCCUCUCUGGUCAACGCAGACUUGGUCCUUUGCCCGUACAACUACCUGGUGGACCCGGGUGUCCGCGAGAUCAUGGGGAUCAAUCUCAAGAAUGCGGUGGUGAUAUUCGACGAGGCGCACAACCUGGAAGACUCCGCGAGAGAGGCCGCCAGCGCCAAGUUGUCGUUGCGUGCUCUCGCCAAUGCGGCCGGCGAGAUGCAUCGGCUGGGGGCGAAAUCUUUGUCCCUAUCUCCCUCGUAUGACCUACUGCGGGGAGUGAUCAUCGGCGUUCAAGCCUUCCUCGAGGAAGAGGACUCGCGUCUCACCAUUGGCAGCUACGAAAAGGCGCACAAGGUCUACAAGGGAGCAGAGGCUCUCGGAUUGAUGCAGUCGAGGGCGGGGGUAACCUCAGAGUCCCUGGUGUACCUUAAGGAAGCUCUCAAGAUGGUGAUCAACGAAGACGGGAACGCAGACCCAUAUGCCAGGGACCAGGCCGACGGCGCUAGCUUCGACCAUCGGCUCGGUGGGGAUGAGGUGCUGAGCAGUGGGUCGGUACACGUGACCGCCUCGCUCGUCAAGGUCCUGGGGUUCCUGCUCACAGAAGGCAUGGAGAACGUCGACCACUACAAGAUGGUGGUGCUGAGAGAGCGAGGGCCUUGGGAGCCGGUUUCCUCGAGGGGGAGGCGAGGGAGGAACCGCCCGGGGUCGGGGUCGAUCACGGCGAUGGAGACGUACCUCUGCUUCUGGUGCCAGAGCGCCAGCACUUGUUUCUCCGAGAUCGACAAGCAAGUGCACUCCGUCGUCCUCACUUCCGGAACCCUUAGCCCGAUGAACUCCUUCGCGGGGGAGUUGGGCAUUGAAUUCCCUCACCGGCUGGAGGCGAACCACGUUAUCAACGUCAAGAAGCAGUGCCUCGUUACCAGCGUUGGGUACUUCGGCAAAGUCAGUCUGGACGCAAGGUACACGAAUCAGCACGACCUAAAGUACCAAGACGCUCUCGGCAACGCCCUCCUCCAGCACGCGCGCGUCGUCCCCGGGGGCAUCCUGGUUUUCUUCCCGAGCUACGGGUUGAUGGACAAGAUGCACGACCGAUGGGAGGUUACGGGCUUGCUGCAAGCUCUCCAAGAGAUAAAGGGGGUCUACUUGGAGCCGCGGGGGCAGGGAAAAAUCGACGGCGUGCUGGCGGAGUACUACGAGGAUAUCGCGGCCGCCAGGGAGAAUCAGUCAUCGAAGGAGAAUCAGUAUCAUUCGAGCACCCGGACUGGCGCGAUGAUGUUGGCGGUGGCCAGAGGCAAAGUGUCAGAAGGCAUCGACUUCAGUGACGAUGCGGCUCGGAUGUGCGUCAUCGUAGGGAUCCCUUAUCCGAGCUCCAAAGACCUCCAGGUGAUGCUCAAGAAGGAGUACCAGGACCAGCGCAGGACAAGGGACCCGCGGCUAGUGGGCGGGAGGGCGUGGUACAGCCUCCAAGCGUUUCGCGCGGUCAACCAGGCCGUCGGCAGGUGUAUUCGGCACAGAAGCGAUUUCGGCGCCAUUGUUCUGUGCGACCCCCGCUACGCUUCCUCGACGGAGACAACCGCCAGCCUGAGCAAGUGGGUGCGAUCUAGCGUGAGGCAGUGCAGGAGCGUGGAAGUGUCCCUCCCGCUCGUUGAGGCGUUCUUCCGGCAGCACCAACCGCAAAAAGACCAGCAUCACGCGGUACAGCCGGAGGCUUCCGCUUGUGCCGGCUCUAGCUCUGUCGGUGGCGACGGCGACGCCGGGUGUUGCGCCGGUGGUAACAACGGGACCGGCGAUUGUGGCGAGAGUCGGGGGGGCCUGGAGCACAAGCCGGAGGGUGCAGCGGAAGGGUCGCUUGACCCUGGACUCGUGCAGCAAUCGCUUUCGCAGAUGUUCAGGCAAGGCUGCGCGGCCUCCAAUCCGACCGACGACCCUGCGAACGGCGGUGCUGCGAGCCUUACCCAAGGGACCGAUGGCCGUACCGCGCUCCAACUUCUCUCUCAAGGGACGACGACGAACGUCCCUCGCGUUAACCCGACGAUCACGGCGCACGAAAAACCACACGCCGAUCCUGAGCCGAGGCGGCCAGAAGGGUCUCUGUGGUGCCGCAAGGGAGGCGCUCUGAUCUCGGGGGCUCCCCCAGCGGGGGCAGCGAGGACGGCUUGCCUGACGCGGCCACGGUGA
This is a messenger RNA of Ectocarpus siliculosus, 3186 nucleotides long. The record is from the annotation of a GenBank genome assembly. NCBI's taxonomy places the organism in Eukaryota, Phaeophyceae, Ectocarpales, Ectocarpaceae.